Gongylonema pulchrum is the source of this 252-nucleotide messenger RNA. Lineage: Eukaryota; Metazoa; Nematoda; Chromadorea; Rhabditida; Gongylonematidae. The record is from the annotation of a GenBank genome assembly.
AUGAACGACCCGGCAUUGGACGGCUUCGUUGCGCGAUAUUACAGAGAAGUGAAGUACAAAAAUGAAUCUUUCAUUGAAAUCGAGGAUCUCACAGCGCUUUUCGAUAAUCCCGCAAUAAUGGAUAUCAAAAUGGGGACUCGGACGUUUUUGGAGUCGGAAGUAAAUAAUGCAACUAAACGAAGCGACUUGUAUCAAAAAAUGAUUGCCCUGAACCCCAAUGAGCCAACAGAGGAAGAGCACAGUGCGAAAGCA